Molecule: messenger RNA, 7113 nt
Organism: Penicillium psychrosexuale
Lineage: Eukaryota; Fungi; Ascomycota; Eurotiomycetes; Eurotiales; Aspergillaceae
Product: CAZyme family GH13
Exons: 15
Coding region: 1-7113 (2370 amino acids)
Biological process (GO): fungal-type cell wall (1->3)-alpha-glucan biosynthetic process
Cellular component (GO): fungal-type cell wall
Molecular function (GO): alpha-1,3-glucan synthase activity
Source: RefSeq, a predicted model, not a curated record
AUGGGGCUGCUCACUUCCAUCACUCAAUACCUUGCCAUUGUUGCAAUAUAUAUACGCAUUGUACAAUCACUGCCAUAUCUUCCAGAGGAAGCAGACUGGAAUCUCAACCAAAAUCAGACAGCGACACACCCCCUCGACUACUCGGGUCAGUGGGAUGGCCACACAUACAACCCCUCGCCAGAGAAUUGGCGAUUCCCGUUCUACACGAUAUUUCUUGACAGAUUUGUAAAUGGCGAUCCGAGUAACGAUAAUGCAAAUGGCACACAGUGGGAACACAUCUUGACCUCUAACGAGUUCCGCCAUGGCGGCGACGUUCUUGGGUUGGUUGAUACGUUUGAUUAUCUUCAGGGGAUGGGGAUAAAGGGCGUCUACCUCGCUGGAACACCGUAUAUCAACUUUCCCUGGGCCUCGGAUGGAUACUCCCCGUUGGACCUGACCCUGCUGGACCACCACUUUGGUACAAUUGAAGAUUGGCGCACAAUGAUAUCUGAGGCGCAUCGACGGGGGAUUUAUGUUCUUUUUGAUAAUACCUUUGCAACAAUGGGCGAUCUUAUCGGCUUCCAGGGUUUUUUGAACAAGUCCGCGCCGAUAAAUCCCAACGAGUACGACCCUGUAUGGAAGUAUGACCGUCGAUACUGGGACUUUCAGCCUGGAAAUGAAGUUGAGAGUGAAUGUCCCUGGGAGUAUCCUCGGUUCUGGAAUGACGACGGGACUGGUUUGACCACCACAACCCUUGGUCCUUCAUGCCGGGAUAGUGAAUUUGAUCAGUAUGGAGAAGUUGCCGCCUUUGGAAACUACACCGAAUGGGAAGGACAGAUAUCCAAAUUCGCAUUUGUUCAGGAUCGUCUACGCGGAUGGCGGCCGGACGUGCUUGCCAAGAUCAAACACUUCUCGUGUCUAACCAUCACCAUGCUUGAUAUCGACGGAUUCCGCGUUGACAAGGCUCUACAAGUUACUCUUGACUCUCUUGGAGAAUGGUCCGAGUCUAUGCGGGAUUGCGCCAAGCAGGUGGGAAAAGACAAUUUCUACAUCCCCGGAGAGAUUGUGGGGGGAAACUCUUAUGGCUCGCUUUAUAUCGGUCGCGGUCACCAGACAAAUCAAACCAUCUCCAAUCUGACGGAAGCUUUUAUGAUGACAAACAAGACAAGCAAGUCAGAUGAGGAUCUCUUCUUGAGACCUGCGGAGAGGUCCGCAUUGGACGGGGCGGCGUUCCACUACACGUUAUAUCGUGGUCUGAGCCGGUUUCUAGGUCUGGACGGCAUCUUCACUGCCGAAGGCGACCCGCCUGUCAACUUUGUGGAUACCUGGAAUGGUCUUGUGGAGACCAACGAUAUGGUCAACACGAACACCGGUAAGUUCGAUCCUCGUCACCUGUUUGGUGUCACCAAUCAGGAUGUCUUCAGGUGGCCAGGGAUAAAGAACGGGACCCACAAGCAGAAUCUGGGUCUUUACAUCGCUUCGUUGCUCAUGCCCGGAAUCCCCAUCCUCUCCUGGGGCGAGGAACAGGAUUUCUACGUCCUGGAAAACCAGGCUGACAACUAUGUCUUCGGUCGUGGACCCAUGUCAUCUGCUCAGGCAUGGCAGCUACACGGAUGCUACAAACUGGGAUCAUCGAAAUACGUUGAUUUCCCGCUAGACCGCUCCCUGACCGGAUGUAAAGACGAUUCCGUCAGUCUCGAUCACCGCGAUCCUUCUCACCCAGUGCGAGGCCUAAUCAAGAUGAUGUUUGAGAUGCGUCAAAACUAUCCCACUCUAAAUGAUGGCUGGUACCUUCAGCAAUUGUCCAACCAGACGUUCGAUAUCUACCUUCCAGGUAGUGGUGGGACACCGACCGAGACUGGGAUGUGGAGUGUCAUGAGAUCGCGCUUUGCGGAUGCGCAGAAUUUCGAUGGCCAAGGCCAGGGGAAUCAGAGCGUCUGGCUGGUGUAUUCUAAUGACAACAAAACAGUCGAACACAAAUUCAACUGCAGCAGUAAGGAUGCUUUGAUCUCGCCAUUUCCCGCGGGAACAAGGGUCAAAAAUCUUUUCCCGCCGUUUGAGGAAUUGACGCUGGCCAACAGCUCGACUAAGCUUGGAUUUGAAGGGUCUCACGUUCCCAACGGGUGUUAUCCCAACCUUACUAUGCCGGCCUGGGGUUUCAAAGCCUUUGUCCCGAAGGAUAACUUCGUGCAGCCUUCCCCAUAUGUAACCCGCUUCUCCCCAGGGCAUGACGCUCGGCUUGUGCCCCAGGGAAAAAGUGGGGAUACAGUUCGAAUUGGCUUCGAAUUCUCUCAGGAGAUGGACUGCGUGGAUAUCACCAACUCGCUGACGAUCACGUCCAAAGCGCUUAACGACGAGAGCCCACAGCUUGACACGACCUCGGUCUCUUGUAAACAAAUUAAAGAGACUGAUGUUGUGACAUGGCCCGGGGCACUCACUAGCGUUUUCAGCUACGAAGUAGAUUUGGGCAAUGUCUUCCCAGGGGUUCACAGAGUCACACUUAGCAAUGUGACUACAGCAAAUGGAAAUCAAUCCACAGGUUCCGUCGACCACUUUCUUUUCCGCAUCGGACAGAUAAACAAUCCGAUGGUCUGGCCACAGUUGGCCAACUACAGUAGAACGCUACUGUUCGACAACCCGUCGUCUGAGACUGAGCCCUUAUCGGUAAUGCCACAGGCCCCUGGUGCAGACAUGUGGCGUUACUCGCUGGAUUUUGGAGCUACAUUCAGUAACUGGAUGACAUACACCGGCUUCAACACUUCGAUCCCCGGCAAAAACUGGACCGGCACUGCGAAGCAGGCCUGGGAAGGAGAACACAUCCUUGCCCAAUACUGGAGCAAGUUGACCGGAAGUAGCGCUCACUGGCAACAUGGAGACACGCAAUGGGCAUACAGGCCCCCACGUCGCUUCCCAAACCUCUUCAUCGAGGGCGAGUUCAACCAGUUCGGAUAUGACGCUGGCUAUUCCAACAAAAUGGCUCUCAGCAACGUCAGUGGUCAGUGGGAAAUCCACUUCAUGGCUGAAUGGCCCGUGCAAGUUGCAUUCAACGCCUGGGGAUUAAACGAAGACGGCCUGCCCGAUCAAACGCAGGUAUUUGGGGACAUUGACGGAGACAACGUCCUGGAUCAGGUCCCUCCAGUCACGCUUCUGAGUAAUGUGUUCAACGUUACCAUUCCACACCCCUUCGCCCUAUCUUUCCUUCAAGCUAUCGGAUCCAGGUGGGCUCAGCUGGCCAUCUUUAUCAUCCUAGCGAUUGUGCCUGUUGCCACCGCUGUCGGCGCAGUUUUUGUUUAUCUGAAGGCCUUUUACCAGGUCAAAUUCAAUCAAGUCGGUGUGACCGAGAAAAGAUCAAGCUUCGCUCCACUGGUGAGUCCACUGGUGAACGUCUUUCAAAAGGUGGCUCAUCGAUCUCCGAACCCUGGACUUGCUCUCACCAAUGUGGGCCCCUUCCCAUCUGAAAGUGGAGGUGUCGUCGGUGCUACGGUAAAUACCUGCCGACGAACCGUGCUCAUUGCAACGAUGGAAUACGAUAUUGAAGAUUGGGGCAUUAAGAUCAAGAUUGGUGGGCUCGGUGUGAUGGCUCAGCUGAUGGGGAAACAUCUAACUCAUCAGGACCUCAUAUGGGUGGUCCCCUGUGUUGGAGGGGUUGACUACCCUAAGGACGACCCUCGUGAGCCCAUGGUAAUUACCGUUCUUGGGAAUAACUACCAAGUGGAUGUCCAGUAUCACCAGCUGCAAAACAUCACGUACGUCUUAUUAGAUGCGCCUGUGUUCCGAGCUCAAUCCAAAUCAGAGCCGUACCCUGCCCGCAUGGAUGACCUGGAUUCGGCUAUAUUUUAUUCUGCUUGGAAUCAAUGUAUUGCCGAGGCCAUCAAAAGAUUUCCGGCUAUCGACCUCUAUCAUAUCAAUGAUUACCAUGGUGCUGCUGCCCCUCUCUAUCUUCUACCUCGCACAAUCCCAUGCUGCCUAUCUCUGCAUAACGCCGAAUUUCAAGGACUCUGGCCGAUGCAAACCCCACAGCAAAAUCAAGAGGUUUGCAGUGUCUAUAAUCUUGAUCAUGCAUUGGUGAAGAAGUAUGUACAAUUCGGAGAGGUUUUUAACCUUCUACAUGGAGCUUCCAACUAUCUGAAAAUCCACCAGAACGGAUUCGGCGCUGUCGGUGUCUCCAAGAAAUAUGGCAAGCGAUCGUACGCAAGAUAUCCUAUUUUCUGGGGUCUCAAGAACAUCGGAGCGCUUCCAAACCCCGAUCCAUCUGACAUCGCCGAGUGGGAUCAAAACGCAAACAACAACCCCGAAGACGUUAUUGUUGACGCAGAGUUUGAAGCCAGUCGUGCCGCACUCAAGAAACAAGCACAAGAAUGGGCAGGGCUCAAAGUUGACCCAGAGGCCGAGCUGUUUGUGUUUGUCGGUCGUUGGUCUAUGCAAAAGGGCGUUGAUCUGAUUGCAGACAUCUUCCCCUCCAUUCUAGACGCUCACCCAAAGGUUCAGUUGAUGUGCAUUGGUCCAGUCAUUGAUCUCUAUGGAAGAUUUGCUGCGUUGAAAUUGAAUCGACUCAUAGAUCUCUAUCCUGGACGAGUCUUUUCCAGACCAGAGUUCACUGCACUACCGCCCUUCAUUUUCAGUGGCGCUGAAUUUGCCUUGAUUCCUUCGCGCGAUGAACCGUUCGGUUUGGUGGCCGUAGAAUUCGGACGGAAAGGAGCUUUGGGCGUGGGAUCACGUGUUGGUGGCCUUGGGCAGAUGCCAGGAUGGUGGUUCACAAUCGAGUCUAUGACAACCAAACAUCUUAUUCAGCAGUUCAAGAUGGCCAUCAACGACGCUCUGAAAUCGUCGCAGGAGACACGAGCUCUCAUGCGUGCACGAUCCGGCAAGCAGCGUUUCCCCGUAGCACAGUGGGUUGAGGAUCUGGAAACGCUACAAACCACCUCAAUCAAAAAGCACGCCAAGUACUCUAAGCGCCACGAUCGUGGUUCAUGGAGAAUUUCCUGUGGCAGCACUCUUGUCCCAGAAAGCAUUCCCAAAGUCUCGCCGAGCUCAGACAACAGCCGCGAACAGAGCCGAUCACGCGGCUCCACCGUGUCUGUCCCACCGAGUAGGCCGAUUACGACUGAGAUGAGAUUGUCUGGACCUCGACCAGGCCUUGACUAUGUUCCCUCGCCGACAACUCCGUCUUUCAGUCUUAACAUGUCCGACAACGAGCCCGAUUCUGACGCCGACCCAAGACGCAGACCUUUGUCCUCCAACCAUCUCACAGACUCGCGAGUCGUUUACACCUCGGUAAGCGAUGGAGAAGAUCUCGAGCCCAUUUCUGGGGACGGCAAUGAUCGUCUAUCACCAUUUAGGACACCUACCGUUUAUUUUGCCCGAUCCGGUGCUAGCACACCGGCUCUCAGUGCAGGAUCAGAAGACGGUAUGCUUGGCAGAAGAGACGCAAGGGCGUCUAUGAUGAGUCUGGUCAGCGUGGAUGAUAUAACAAAGGAGAAACAACACUACAAUCUCCAGAAAGUUGAUCCAUUUUUCACGGAUGUGAAUAACGAGUACGCGGAUAAGUUUGAGAAGAAGCUUGCAGGCCUCAAUGGCAAGAACUCCGAAGACCAGCUCUGCAUCGAGGAGUUUCUCGAGAAGAGUGAAAAAGACUGGUUCAAUCGAUACCGUGACGUCAAGCUGGGCAAAUCCCCCUUGCCAUCUCCUGCUCCCUCUGUCUUUCGCUUCAAGGUUCAUGAAACCGGUCGAGCAGAGACUCCGCCAAUUAAUGGUCCAGGUGCAAGGCCCAAUACUGGGCAAUUCCUUCUCCCAAAUGACUAUGUUCCCCCCACGGGUGUGAAGCGUUUCAUGUUGAUGAAGCUGGGUGAUUGGCCUGUGUACUCCAUCUUCCUCGCUAUUGGCCAAAUUCUCGCCUUGAACUCGUACCAGAUCACACUCCUGAACGGUGAGAUUGGAGAGACGGCCGAAAAGCUAUACAUUCUGGCAUCCAUCUAUCUUGCCUCUUCUAUCAUAUGGUGGAUGGUCUUCCGUCUAGUCCCCUCAGUCUACGUGUUGACGAUUCCUUUCCUUAUAUACGGGCUCGCCUUUCUAUUUGUCGGUCUUACCGGUCACAUCCAAAACGGCACAAGUCAAACAUGGCUACAAAAUGUGGGAGUCGGCUUGUAUUCGUUUGCGUCUUCGAGUGGUUCGAUUUUCUUCGCCCUCAACUUUGGAGACGAAGGUGGAGCGCCUCUGAGGUCUUGGAUUUAUAGAGCCACUGCCAUCCAGGGCACUCAGCAAUUGUUCAUCAGUUUCCUUUGGUACUGGGGAAGCUGGAUGGCAACUCUCAAUCAAAAAGGUAGCUCACAAUUCAGCCUUGCUAUGACCGAUCCAGGCGCUUUGCUCGGAAUCGGACUCGGACUCGCCUGUUUUAUGUGGCUGUUGGGAGCCCUGAUCUUCUUUGGACUUCCUACAUAUUACCGACAAGCACCAGGUCAAGUGCCGACAUUCUACCUAUCGCUCUUCCGUCGUCGCAUCAUUCUUUGGUUUUUCUACAUGGUGUUCAUAUCAAACUACUGGCUGUCGGCACCGUACGGACGAAACUGGCUCUAUCUCUGGUCCAGCAAACAUGCACAGGUGUGGCAUAUCGUGCUCCUUGUCCUCCUCUUUUUCAUCUUUGUUUGGGCGGCAGCUCUCUGGGUCUUUCACGUCUUUUCCAAGAGACACGCCUGGUUUAUCCCGAUCUUUGCCGUCGGUCUUGGUGCCCCUCGAUGGGCCCAGAUCCUGUGGGCGACCUCCAACAUAGCCACAUACAUCCCCUGGGCCGGUGGUCCCGUAGCCGGAGCUAUCCUUGGUAGAGCACUAUGGCUCUGGCUAGGAGUCUUGGAUUCCCUUCAGGGUGUCGGGUUUGGAAUGAUCCUCCUCGUCACAAUGACUCGAUUCCAUGUCACCUUCACACUUCUAGCCGCGCAGGUGGUCGGUUCCAUUGCGACUAUCCUCGCUCGCGCGACAGCACCGGAUAAGUUAGGCCCUGGUAAUGUCUUCCCUGAUUUCUCGGCUGGGGUCGCAGCCGGCUUGGAAAAGGCAGACUUCUGGGUCUGCCUACUCUUCAUGCUAUCCAUCAAUGUGCUCUGCAUCUUCUUCUAUCGCAAGGAACAACUUGCGAAACCUUGA